Messenger RNA from Orbicella faveolata, 1560 nucleotides. RefSeq names its product beta-4C adrenergic receptor-like. Gene Ontology annotation, cellular component: membrane. The record is from RefSeq and is a predicted model, not a curated record. Lineage: Eukaryota; Metazoa; Cnidaria; Anthozoa; Scleractinia; Merulinidae. Gene Ontology annotation, biological process: G protein-coupled receptor signaling pathway. Gene Ontology annotation, molecular function: G protein-coupled receptor activity.
GAAUAGCUCUAUUUUAGAGAUACUUUGGCGAAAAAUCUCUUUUAAAUGUUCAUAAUAAUUAUUUCUAUGACUUAAAGAAUUGAAGUCGUUGACAAGGAUGUGUCAUCUCAAGUAUGUUUCAUAUGCAAAAUACCUGCUAAUUGUAAAAAAACAAAAAAGAUUAAAAAACCGAUCAUGUUUCACUGUUUGUUAUUAUAACUGUCAUGUUCCGAAGUAUAUUAAUUCAGACACUUCGUCUUUUAACUUUAAACCGCGCUUAGAGAUUGAAGGUUUUUCUCCGUUGCCCCCUCAGGUUGAAACCUCUUUUCGUGGUCUUCAUAGCUCAAUAUUUCUGUCGAGAAGCCCGAAAACCACUGAAACUACAAUAUUGACGGGAAGAGGAUCUUCAGAAAAAACAAUUACGGUGUCUUAAGUCCGGGCUCUUUCUCAGGGGAGAAUCUAAAAUACUGAAAAGAGACAAGAAAAACUGGACAGAACGCUUCUUCAAUCAAGUGGAAUGGAUCAACCACAGUCUCUCGGCAAGGUUCCCACAUCUACAAACAUGAGCGCUGAUAUACUGCACAGUUCAAAAAGUAUCACCGAUCCUUGGUAUUGGAUAAGCGCUGCUUUGAUCGAGGUUCUUAUCUUGUUAGCGAACGGUGUUCUUGCAGUGAUCAUCAUAAAGUCCUCAAGACUUCAUCAUUCGGCCAACUGGUUCAUUCUUUCGCUGGCAGUGUCCGAUUUGUUCUUCGGAGUAGUGGUGAUACCAUCUACUAUGAUGUGCAAAGUUUGGCUGUCUUGCAACAAUGACGUGCAAUGGGUACUCUCUGAUCUUGUCGUUUAUGUAUCGAUUGCCAAUGUCUGUGUGAUGAGCCUUGAUCGUCUGGCCGCAGUCGAAUUUCCGAUGAGGUACCAGAUCAUGGUGGUGCCCCGUGUUAAGCAGUGGAUAAUUCUCUCCUGGGCGGUUCCCGCCAUUGUGUCAGUUGUUCCGUUCUGUUGGAUGUUUGCCCAAAGUGGCGCAGCCAUCGUGCAAAUAAACAAAAUAUUCCGCGCGGUGCAACUGCUAGUUUUCGAACUAGUACCAUGCUUAAUAAUGGUUGUCGUCCAUGGCCGUAUCUUUGCAAUACGCCGAAAACACACUCGACAAAUUGGUUUGCAACUAAUUCAACUAAGCGCGGCGUCGACUGAUUCAAUUCAUCGCAAACGCAGGAAACGCCCAAACUACAGAGCGAAGAAAUCAUUAGGAGUUACAGCCGCGUUGGUGUUCUUUUAUGUCUUUUGCUGGUUUUUCUCUGCGGUCUUGACAUCAUGCCGUCAUUUUGAAAUCUGUGAAGUUUCUGACGCAGCUCUGCUCGCGACUUCCCUGUUGGUCUUUCUUAACCCUGCAGUGAACGCUUUCAUAUGUUUGUUUAUGAAGACUGACAUUCGCAACGAGCUGCGGAAGGUUUUUUGAACGUUUUUGAGGACUCUUUUAAGGUGGCCGAACAGAGUUUUCGCGUGCGCUUUGGCUGAUGCAAUUCAGCGCGCGCACAAGGAUUGCAAAAAACAAACAUGCCGUCAAUAGCGCGAUCAUUUUAUUUA